AUUUGGCAGCUGAGAAGCACCACAGAGCAUCGAGCACCAGAGGAAACCCUUUGAAGAACUUACCAGCCCAAGGAUCAACCAGCACCUAAAGGAUACUUAAAAAGAUCUAGCAUAUGAGUGCUAUUUACGUGCUGUGUGCCUGUCACCUGAAUUAUACAUAGUACCUUAGGAAUACCUUACAUGCACAAACUGACAAAAAAUAUUUUGUGAAAUACCUGAAAAGUUCCUAAGGAAUACCUAGUACUCACCAAGCACCAGAAAAAUCACUAGAAUUCCAAGGAACAUCAUCAUCCAAGGAUAAUGUAGGUUUUCACCAGCAAUCACACAUUAUGUGCCAGAAAAGAUGUAGUUUAGCAAAUCACAAACAUCACAAGAAUAAGUGGAAACAUCCUCCUACUUGUUAUUAUAAACUGGCAUCCACUACCCAUUAUCCACUAUGUCGUCUGCCCUUCCCUCCUCUAUCGCCUUGUUUCUCUUCCUCACCCUUUUCUCCCUUAAAGCUUCCCUGUGCCAACCAGAAAUUGUGGUGCUGAAGCUAGCAGAGGGUGGCACCAGCAAACCACAUCGCCUGCUGCCUCUUCAUGACCAUAAAGACUCAGAGAUGCCAACUGCUGCUGCACAAUUAAGUCUCCUGCACGAGGAGGAGAUGUCUGCCAGUACACAACAAGAUGAGGACAAAUCACAAAAUGCAAAUGUAAAGCAGCAAGUGACCCAAGAAAGUAUGACCAUACUCCCAAGUGGGAAAAGGUCAGUGCAACAUGAGAGACAGACAGAGGAUGCAAGAAGCUCAAGUCCAGAUUCUGCUACUGGAGGUUUCCAGCCCACACUGAAACCAACAGAAACUAGCCCAGCAGUGAGAACAACAACAGCUUCUACGUCACCCACAGAGCUUCCAAACUGGACUCCAGAAAAAAACACAACAUUUCCGUCUUCCACAAACCCCUCUCUGAGUACAGUGACACCCGCACCACCCUCAUUGUGCCACCAGGAAUGCCUGGCUGCCCUCAAUGCAAUCCGCCUUCAUCCUCAUACCAGCCUCACACUGAGACAAGGGUCAGAGCUGACAUUGCGGUGUGAAGUCCCACUGGCUCCUCCAGUGGUUAUGGAAAGUGUAGUGUGGCUCUACCAGUCUGAUGACAUUGGCAGGGGGCAGUGUGCCCUCACUCCAAAGGAUUUCAUUCCACCAUGCCAGGGCUUCCAGACCAUCUCACACAUAAAUGACAUAAAUGCCACCUUAAUCAAGGAUACUAUUGGAGUAGGCAACCUGCAAGCAAACUACAGUGGCCAAUACAUGUGUCAGGUGCAAAUAACAUGUUGCCCUCGAAGUGAACAGGAGCAUGUGAUGAACCAUGAGUUAAGUUCUCGUGUCACUGUGUGGUUGAGAGACUACACAAUUGACCUUGCCAUCACUGGGUCCCUAGCAGUGGGAUUGGUCCUUCUCCUGACUGCUGGCAGCAUCUAUCUAGCUCGGCAAAACCAUGGCGACUAUGUGGCUAUCACGGACAAAACGCUGGACGUAAAGCCGAUGACAGUUCUCCACAUCCCUCUUGUAGAUGACCAAGACAAUGACAGUUUUGACAGUAAUUUUGAUGAGCAAGAAUAAGUCAUUAAUAUGUAUAUUAUAUAUUUAUAGGAAUGUAUACCUUUUAGCAGUCAUUAUGUAGUGAAAUAAAGUAUUAAAUGAU
Penaeus chinensis is the source of this 1685-nucleotide messenger RNA. RefSeq lists its product as uncharacterized. Bases 437 to 1603 code for a protein of 388 amino acids. The record is from RefSeq and is a predicted model, not a curated record. The transcript has 2 exons. NCBI's taxonomy places the organism in Eukaryota, Metazoa, Arthropoda, Malacostraca, Decapoda, Penaeidae.